ACCAUGAAGGCUAUCGUCGUGGAAGAGUUUGGCGGCCCAGACCGCCUGGUCAUGAAAGCCGUCCCCACCCCCGAGCCCAAAGCAGGCUUCGUCCUCAUCAAGAUCCGAGCCUUCGGCCUCAACCACGCCGAAAUGUACAUGCGACGCGGCGAUUGGGCCGAAGCCAUGCCCAUCAUCGGCAUAGAGUGCGUCGGAACUGUCGCCGCCUGUCCCGGGAGUGAAUUUCAGCUCGGUACCGCCGUCGUUAGCCUGAUGGGAGGACUCGGCCGCACCAUCAACGGUAGCUAUGCGGAGUACACGAACGCGAGUGUCGCAACCGUCGUUGAGCUUGGCACAGUCGACUCGCUUCCUUUGCCCUGGGACCAGCUCGCGGCCAUCCCCGAGACCUACGCGACGGCAUGGACAUGCCUGUUUCAGAACCUCGAACUCCGCGCUGGACAGACAUUACUCGUCCGCGGCGCUACCUCCGCGCUGGGGAAGGCGGCGGUCAAGUUAGCCGUGAACAAGGGGGUCAAGGUCUUCGCGACGACGCGGAAAGCGCAGCGCCAUAACGAACUGAUUGCGCUGGGCGUCGAGAGAGUCGAGCAGGAAGGCCCGGGCCUGCCGGAGCGGCUUAGUAUCGCGUGUCAUAAGCCGUCGAAAUUCGAUGCUGUUUUAGAGUUGAUCGGGAACAGCACGUUGUUGGAAUCGCUGACGGUUAUCCGGCGCGGAGGGCGGCUGUGCCUGGCUGGAUUCCUUGGAGGGCUCGAGCCGAUUGUAGAUUUCAAUCCGCUGCUUCAAAUGGCUAGCGGGGUGCAUUUCAGCUUUUUCGGAAGCUUUGUAUAUGGAACGUUGGAGUUUCCGCUGGCUGAUGUGCCGUUGCUGGAGAUUUUCCAGACGGUUGCCGAUGGGAAGAUCGAGGAGAAACCGGUUAGGGUGUUCCGAUUUGAGGAAAAGGAGAUCCGUGAAGCGCACCGGGCGAUGGAAGGUAGUGCGGCAAAUGGGAAGAUGGUGGUUCUUGUAGAUUAG
This is a messenger RNA of Eremomyces bilateralis CBS 781.70, 1008 nucleotides long. Its product is annotated as zinc-binding alcohol dehydrogenase. Bases 4 to 1008 code for a protein of 334 amino acids. NCBI's taxonomy places the organism in Eukaryota, Fungi, Ascomycota, Dothideomycetes, Eremomycetales, Eremomycetaceae. The record is from RefSeq and is a predicted model, not a curated record. Gene Ontology annotation, molecular function: oxidoreductase activity. The transcript has a single exon.